Messenger RNA from Daldinia vernicosa, 2080 nucleotides. Its product is annotated as GMC oxidoreductase. The transcript has 2 exons. The record is from RefSeq and is a predicted model, not a curated record. Gene Ontology annotation, molecular function: oxidoreductase activity, acting on CH-OH group of donors; flavin adenine dinucleotide binding. Bases 1 to 1839 code for a protein of 612 amino acids. Lineage: Eukaryota; Fungi; Ascomycota; Sordariomycetes; Xylariales; Hypoxylaceae.
AUGAGACUCAUUUCGUAUUUAGUUGUGGCCCUGGCCUUUGGGACGAAAUACGUAAUAGGUCAAUCAGAAUAUCAGUAUGUUAUUGCGGGUAGCGGGGCUGGAGGAGGGCCGUUAGCUGUGGAAAUAGCGAAGGCCGGUUAUUCAGUACUUCUCUUAGAAGCCGGAUCGGACCUCUCCGAAGAUCCAUUGUAUCAAGAUCCAGAUAAAGCUACGGAGGCGGCUAACGAUCCUCGAACAAGGUGGGAUUAUUUCGUGAAACACUCCGCUGAUACGGAGAGGGAGCAGAAAUAUGAGCAUACGACCUGGCGUACCACCAAUGGCUCUUUAUAUGUUGGACUAGAUCCUCCCACGGGGGCCGAGCACCUCGGUAUCUUUUAUCCAAGAGCAGCAACUCUGGGUGGAUGUGCCAUGAACAACGCCGCCGUUCUCCACAUGCCGAGUGACGAUAAUUGGAAUUAUAUAGCUAAUAUCACCGGCGAUGACUCGUGGAAGGCUUCUGAAAUGAGAAAGAUUUAUGAAGAGAUCGAGAAUUGUAAUUAUUUGCCGAAAGGUUCGGCAGGCCACGGAUUUUCAGGGUGGCUUCAGACCAACCAAGACGACGGUUCUUGGUUGAACAAUGCUACCGACGGUGCUACAGUCCUGAAAGCCAUAGCGGAAUUAACUGGCUCGAUAGGAAACAAGACUGGAUCCGCAGUAUCAAAUGCUGAACUGAAAGCACUGUUAAAUAGAGACAUCAAUGGAGUCGAACCGAACCGCGACCAGAUGACAGGCAUUUUCGCUAUGGCUACUCAUACUGAUUCGGUUGGUCGGCGUUUCAGUCCAGCGAAUUAUAUUAAGAAGGCGUUUGAGGAGAAUCCGGACCUUCCACUAACAGUCCAGCUUAACGCGUUUCUCACAAAGAUCGCGUGGGAUCAGCUACAAGGUGACCCCGCCGUUAUGUCGGUAGACUACGUCGUCGGUCCCAGCGCGUACAAAGCUGACCCUCGGUAUGACCCGAGCCGAAACACCACCACUGGCUUUAGCUGGGUCGGUAAAGAAUUGAUCAUCUCCGCAGGAGCCUUUAAUACUCCUCAAAUUUUGAAACUUAGUGGUAUUGGCCCGGCGGACGAACUCAACAAGCACAACAUCACCGUGGUAGCAGACGUCCCGGGUGUUGGCGAGAAUCUUAGGGAUAAUUACGAAGGCGGCGUCUUGUCUCUCGCGUCAAAGCCGUUUAAGGGUUUCGGUAAACCCUAUGCGGUGCAGUUGAAAACAUCUGCUUCAGCACGGAAUCGUGACAUAUUUCUGUGGCCGAUAAACUCAGCAUUUGAAGGCUUCUGGCCGGGGUAUCCCUCGAAUCGUGGUCCGAGCGCGUUUACUCUUCCGUUCGUCCUUAUGGAUUCGCGUAGCUCAAAUCGGGGCACGGUCACCCUACGCUCGACGGAUCCAUUUGAACAACCCGAAAUAAACUUUCGAUUCUUCGAAGGGGAUAGCGAAGAGGACUUGCAAGCUAUGCUCGAGGCUGUCAAAUUCGGCCAGAAAAUCAUGGGCUUGCUCCCAGACAGCUCCGGACUGACCCCUUUUGAGGAACUUCAUCCUUGCACAAGUGAAGCUAAAUGCACUGACCAAGAUAUUAAGGAGUAUCUUAAGCUGCAGACUUAUUCACGCCAUGCGACCGGAACAUGCGCAAUUGGCAGUGUAUUAGACUCGAGAUUUCGCGUUAAGGGAGUAAACCGCCUUCGUGUGGUCGACGCAUCAGUCUUUCCUAAACCCCCUGGGGCAUUCCCUAUUCUCCCUACGUUCAUGAUAUCGAAGAAGGCAGCCAAAGUCAUACUGGAGGAUGCCGAUGGGAUGAGCUGAAUAGAAGAAGGAUCUGUAUUUCCCCACGUGGAGAGGGAGUGAAUUAAAAACCCAAUCUUGUGUGACGUCUUAGACAAUUACCAUUUAAUGCAAGAUUGCCGUCGUUGAUGUUCAAUGAAGUCAGAGCAUCCUUGACACUGUGACUGUUGAAGUGACAGCCUUCGCCAAAGAGCAGACGGGGAGGAUAGUCUCGUCUGUUGGCGGAAGACGUUGCUCGACGUCUCGGUAGCCAUAACUGGUG